Molecule: messenger RNA, 1294 nt
Organism: Lonchura striata (white-rumped munia)
Lineage: Eukaryota; Metazoa; Chordata; Aves; Passeriformes; Estrildidae
Product: axonemal central pair apparatus protein HYDIN-like
Biological process (GO): cilium movement; axonemal central apparatus assembly
Cellular component (GO): axoneme
Source: RefSeq, a predicted model, not a curated record
CCCAGAGCUGUCAGGAUGUGCUAAACGUACUGAUCCACAGAACUGCUCAUUCAGCUAAAAACUGUGACACCUCCUUCUGCAACCUGUGGUUUGCUCUGUUCCUUGUGUUUCUGUCAGCCAGGGAGCUGAGCAAAGACUCCUUUGCUUUGUUCCAGGUGAAGAAAGUAUCCAGACAAACCUCCAUGGACAAGCUGUAGAUCUCAAGAUUGGAUUGAGCACAAAUUCCGUGGACGUUGGCAAGACUUUCAUUGGCAUGUCAAACCACACAACCGUGUUCAUUGAAAACAGGAGUAACAUCACAGCCCACUUCCAGUGGAAGACUUUGCCUACUGAGGAAUACGAGAAUGAAGAGAAGAGGAGGCAGUACUUGCUCAGGUGCCGAAAAGCGGUGUGCCUGGAAAACUUCACGGAGGAGAGAAAAACGGAGAAGGGCUCUUGUAAAGAUCAUACUUCCCUCCUGAGGAAUGUGGUCCAAGAGGAGAUGGCAAAGAUACAAGAAGACCCCAUGCUGUUCUCCAGUGCCAUUUUUUGCAUUGAGCCAUUGGAGGGAGAAAUUCAGCCAUAUAGUUGGGCUGAAAUCAAGGUGACCUUCAAACCCUUAGAGGCACUGGAGUACCAAAUUAUGGCUUACUGCAACAUCUCAGGCCGUGAGAGCAGGCUGCCCCUGCACCUCAGAGGGGAAGGCCAAGGACCCUUGGUUGAACUCAGUUGUCCUUCAGUGAACCUUGGGAACAUUCUUGUCAACAACCCCCACAUCUGUGAGGUGAAGCUGAUUAACCAAGGAGCUAUUAAUGCUCCCUUCACCUGUAUUCCUUCAACUACAAAUGUGGGCUUCUUCAAGUUUGCACCUGAGGAGGGCAUCAUUACACCAGGCGAGAUCCAAACUAUUCAGAUCUCCUUCAGUGCCACCGUGCUGGGGAGGUUUGAGGAAGAAGUCCGGUUCAGUGUGGCUGGAUCUCCUGUGCCUGCAAUCCUGACCAUCAAGGGCAACGUCACUCGACCAACUUUACACUUCGAACUCGAUGAGCUCAGCUUCGGGGACAUCUCCUUUGUGACUCUGGGUGAGCAGGCCCAGGGAGAAGCCUCCUCCCCACAGGGCUGGCCAGCCCAGCCAGAUGUCCACUGUAGAGCAGGUCAUGGCUGCUGUCCAGGCUCUGCAGGACAUCCCCACCAUGCCUGGCUGGAUCUGACUUUCCGGUACAGAAAGCAAAUCUCAGAGCUAAAGUGGGGUAAGCCCUUGCAGGCAGCAAUCACGGUGAGCAGCACGGGUGUGAUGUCCCCGUUUGUUGGGUGA